UUAAAGUAUACUUUCUAUGAUGUCUUCCAAACGUCUCCUUUUGCACAAUCUACCAGAUGACGUGUUGGAGCACGUUUUCGCGUUUCUUCCGUUGUCCGAUCGCAAGUCUGCUUCUUUGGUGUGCCGCUUAUGGAGCGAAUUGGCGUUCAGCCGCCGAUUCCUGAGCAACGUAACUCUCCAACUCUUCCGCAAGAUGAAAAACUAUCAAAGCAACUAUCUACAGAGAAGUACCCGCCGAUAUCGGAACGUGAUUGUGUUUUUCGAAUCAAAAGCAUGCCAAAAGGCCGAAUACGGAUUCAUCAUCAAGAUCAUGAACAUGUUCGGAGCCGAAUUGGAGAGCUUCCAUUGCAUGGUGAACUUCAGUGAGGAGCAGCUGUGGAACGUGAUAGCUCGUGCGCCUCAGCUCAAACAGUUGAUCGUCGGCUUGGAUGGCACGACCGUGCAGCAGUUUACCUUCCCCAAGCUGAGGUAUCUGCAAGAUUUGGGCUCGUUAACGAAUGUGCUUCGAAUCCAAAGUCUGGAUGCACCCAAUUUGAGGCAGCUGACUGCAAUAUUCACCAAUUUGACGGAUGCGAGGGAAUCCACGGCGCUUCUUCGAAGACAAGCUCCCCAGUUGAAGAACUUGGAAUUAUAUUCAACGGAAUAUUUCAUCCCGAUCGAAGAACUUCAGUUUCCGAAGGUUGAAACAUUAGCUUUACGUGAACGAAUUUGUGCAACGAACAGUGACGCACUGAGAACGUUUUUUAAAGGAUUCGUUUCGUUGAGGGAAGUCAUACUGGGCUUCAAUGUUGGGGCAUCCGAUCUGGAUGUUAUCACCAAAACCUGCUCAAGUAUUGAAAGAUUAUCUUUCAAAUUCAGUGCGGUGAUCCCGAAUUUAUUUUGUUUGUUGGGACGUCUUCGUCGUUUGAAGACAUUAUGGCUUCAUGGAGUCAUCGAUUCCAAAAUUACGCUGGAUUGUAAACCCUUGGUAAGUGUUCAACGGCUCGUCUUCCAGGUAUCCAAACUAAGCGGGGAGGCGAGCGUUAUUCGAGGCUUCCGCCAGAUUCUUCCGAAUGUGACCGACAUGAAUGUGACAUUGGCAACGCUGUCCAAUAAUGACAGAAGGAAUCUGCAGGUCCUGGCACAAGUGUGCGCGAACUUUUCCAAUCUCAAGCGCCUUACAAUUUUGUACGCCGACUACUGUAUGAUGCGAUGCCGUCUUUCGGAAGCUUUGAAUCAUCUGUAUCAACUGGAAGAGCUCACCUUCAAUCACAUCAUCACAAACAAACCGAUGGAGUUCAUGUGGCCGAAAAGGACUCUGAAGCGGUUGAGGUUUCAAAACUAUCCAUAUCUGACCGACGAAGAUUUACUGCUGAUGGCCGAGGUGUAUCCCAACCUGAAGUAUCUCGAGCUGGCAUGGUGUAAGCAGGUGACUACCGCGGGGUUGGACGAGUUCCGGGCCAGACUCCCGGACUGUGUCGUGCAUCGCGUUUAUCCGAAUAGACUUGGUUAUGAAAACGACGACAUCACUAUCCGCACCGCAACGGAAGCUCGGCGAUUGAUAUGCAUUCUGGAUCGGAAUGUCGUUUCAGGAUAGGAGCGUUUUGUAUGCAUAUUGUCCUUUUUCAAAAAAGUUACCUAAGGGCAUAAACCAUCAGGAAUUGAGGGACAAAUCAUCCAGUGAACACGAAGAAAAAAAUAUAACUAGUUGGUGUUAUUCAAUUCCAUUCAAAUUAAAAAGGACUAAUCGCGUAUUGUAGAUCAGUUUCGAAUCAACUGUCGUUUGUUUAAAAGUAUUCUGCAAAAUCACGCUUUCGUUUUUAAAUAGCAACGCAGGUAGAAGACAAAAUAUAUUAAAAUAAUUAAAUAACAGCGAUGUCCUCAAGAUGAAGAAGAAGGAUAAGAAGAAGAAGAAGAAGAAGAAUAAGAAGUAGAAAAAGUAGAAGAGGAGGAAGAAAAGGAAGAAGAAGAAGAAUAAGAAGAAGAAACAGAAAACGAAGAAGAAGUAGGAGAAGAAGUAAAAGAAAGAUAAUAAGAAUAAUAAGAAAUAUAUAAGAAAAACAACAAGAAGACACAUAAGAAAAAAAAAAUGAUGAACAAUAUAUUAAUUA
This is a messenger RNA of Armigeres subalbatus, 2090 nucleotides long. RefSeq lists its product as uncharacterized. Bases 17 to 1576 code for a protein of 519 amino acids. Gene Ontology annotation, molecular function: protein binding. Lineage: Eukaryota; Metazoa; Arthropoda; Insecta; Diptera; Culicidae. Gene Ontology annotation, cellular component: SCF ubiquitin ligase complex. Gene Ontology annotation, biological process: SCF-dependent proteasomal ubiquitin-dependent protein catabolic process. The record is from RefSeq and is a predicted model, not a curated record. The transcript is spliced from 2 exons.